Molecule: messenger RNA, 803 nt
Organism: Sesamum indicum (sesame)
Lineage: Eukaryota; Viridiplantae; Streptophyta; Magnoliopsida; Lamiales; Pedaliaceae
Gene: SAMBA
Product: valine-tRNA ligase
Biological process (GO): negative regulation of organ growth
Molecular function (GO): anaphase-promoting complex binding
Source: RefSeq, a predicted model, not a curated record
UUCAGGAGUCCAGAAAGUGAAUUUAACUAAAAACAAUGAGCAGCGGAAGCUUGUCGGCGGCGGGAGCGCCGGCGGCGUCAUCGUCGACGGUGGAUGAUCAUCAUCAUUUGCAUCAUGAAUUGGCGUUGGCGGCGGCGGACGUAAACGUCAUCUCUAUUCAAGAUCGAAAGGAUCAGGCUCUUCUUGUUCUCAAGUCAGAUUUAAUGGCCAAACUCAAUAAAGAGGUUAAGUCCCUCGAUGAGGAUAGCUGGAUGUUUGAUGGACCACGAUCUCGCAUUAACCUGAUCUCAGGACCUGGUGGUCUUCGACACAGGCGUACAGAAAUCUCAACUCGUGACAUAGUCCCAAAAAAAUGAUGUAGAUCUCUUCAACAGUUUUACCUGCAUCUACUAGCACCCUGGUUAGCUGAAACCUGUCUUGAUCUUGUUUCAAGCUUUGGUUAUAAUUCUGUUUCUGCACAACUGGUUUUCAUUACCAGAAGACACUUUGACUGUAAAGGAACCAUGAUGUUAUUUUGCGAAGAUUGAAUGAUUUAGCAUGUACGCCUAUAACUUGCAUGUACGUAUAAUGCAGCAGAAAAUAGAGGGAAAUCAAGUAUUAUAUGUUUCUCCGGAUCGCAAGAAGUAUCACAAUUUAUAGAAGGGAAGAUGCUUUUAGUCCAAAAGAACUGGAAUCAAUAUGUUCUUACAGUUGUAGAGAUUUCAGCUGUGUUUCUUCUAGUUCACACGGGCAAGGAUGUAACUGUUCUCAAAUUUCAAUCUUUCCAUCAACAACAGCCGUUUAAGCAUUGGCCUCCAAAUUCA